Messenger RNA from Meloidogyne enterolobii, 603 nucleotides. The record is from the annotation of a GenBank genome assembly. Lineage: Eukaryota; Metazoa; Nematoda; Chromadorea; Rhabditida; Meloidogynidae.
AUGAUAAUUUCUGGUCCUAGUUCUAGUGGAAAGAGUACAUUAUUACUGAGAUUUAUUUCUGAAGCCGCAAAUUUAAUUGAACCCAAACCUAAAAGUAUACUCUAUUGUUUUGGUGAAAUGAGUAAUAUUGUCCCUAUUCUACAGAAAUCAGGUGUCAGUGUUUAUUCCGGUGUUCCCCCCGAGGAUUUGAUUAAAAAAUAUCAGAAGCCAUUACUAUUAAUACUUGACGACUUGCUUAUGUCAAUUGAUGAAAAAUAUUUGUCCGAGUUAUUUACAAAAAAAUCCCAUCAUCAAAAUUUUGCUGUCAUCUUUGUUACUCAGAAUUUAUUCGAACGCAAAAUUAAAGUUGCAAGACAAAAUGCUCAAUAUAUUAUUAUAAUGCGUUCUCCUAACUCUGUCUUAUCUGUUCGUAAUAUAGGCGUUCAACUAUUUCCCCAAAAACUCGACUAUUUCCUCGAUGCAUAUAGACAGGCAACAAAUAAACCUUUCGGUUAUCUUGUUAUUGAUAUGCAUGCUUCAUCUGACCCUGGACUGAGACUACGCACAAGUAUAUUUAAAGAAGAUGAAGAAAAAAUUAUUUUUAUUCCAAAAAAUAGAGCAUAA